AUGGAUUCCCAGAGUAUUCGCGACCUCGAGUCGGAGAAGAAGAUUUGGUCAGUUCUCCAUUUGGACCUCAUUCUGAUGGAUUCAAAGGGCAAUGAUAUCUGGGUACAAAUCCCUCCUAUGUUGAUAGAAAAGUUUAAGAAGUUGCUGAAGGAGAACCAUGUUUACAUUAUCAAGAACUUUGAUAUCAAUACAACUGGACUGAAAUAUCGACCUAUUGGGAAUCCAUAUUUGAUACAAUUUAGUAGGAAGACAACUGUUCAUCAUGUUCCUGAAGUUCCUGCAAUUCCGACCUUCAAAUUCAGUUUCCUAAAUGCAAGUCAGAUGGCAGGCAAAUUGGGUCAUGUUGUUAUCCUUUCAGAUGUUGUUGGCCAAUUGUGCACACAUUCACAUGCAAUUACUACUACCAGCCUUACCCGGAAAACUAUAAGGAAGGAGCUCACAUUGCAACUGAUUGAAUACCGUGUUCAACUUGAAGUUCAAAGUGAUUUGAAGUCAGCAGUAUUUGUACUCUUUGAGUAUGAAGGGAAGCGAUACUUUGGAUUGAGUGGUCUGACCAAGAAAUUCCAUGUCAAAUUCAAGAUCAACCUUUUUGCUGAUUCCCAAGCUGAUUUUACUGUGCUGAGAAUACUAGAACCCACUCCAAAGGGAGAAGGUUAUAUGAUUCACAAAGAUGGAUCAUCUUCAUCUAUUGCGAGUGGGCCUCGAUCUUCUCAACCCUCCACUGAUCAGUCUGGACAGUCUGCUACUGAAAAAUCGAUUGAAACACCAGUGGACUCUGAUGCAACUCCAGACAACAAACUGAAGAGGAAGAUGCCCCUGGAGUGA
Linum trigynum is the source of this 825-nucleotide messenger RNA. NCBI's taxonomy places the organism in Eukaryota, Viridiplantae, Streptophyta, Magnoliopsida, Malpighiales, Linaceae. The record is from the annotation of a GenBank genome assembly.